Messenger RNA from Aspergillus ochraceoroseus IBT 24754, 662 nucleotides. RefSeq lists its product as uncharacterized. The transcript has 2 exons. Lineage: Eukaryota; Fungi; Ascomycota; Eurotiomycetes; Eurotiales; Aspergillaceae. Bases 119 to 409 code for a protein of 96 amino acids. The record is from RefSeq and is a predicted model, not a curated record.
GAGUAAACCAGGACCACUUCGCCCCAGCACCACCACCACCCCGGACGAGGGUUAGACCUGACACCCAAAGCCAAAUCCGGGGCCAUGUUUCGGAUAGCCGGGGUUGGGGUUGCCGGAAAUGGAAGGGGUGAUGAACGGUCUAAGCCGAAGAUUAGGCUUCUGGAGAUCUAGAUCCCAUUCCUUCCCCCUUGCGUCACUUAAAGAGUCCAGAACUAGGAUUCGAGCACUAAUUCCAUACGGCGCUGUGUAUGUAGCCGUAGCAUAUUGCGUCCGCAAGGAGAUAAUGCCUGACACUGAGUUCUAUCGCGUGUUAAUUUCUCGGAAUUACUCUGGGGGCAGGAUUAAUGGGAUACAUGCUGUGCUGCAUCGGGGGGACGAAUGUGGUCGUCUGCCCAAGUGCCCGCCCUAGAUUCCUUCCGUGGAUUGUCCACAAUGUGUGGCGUGCUGUGUGACUGUUGGACAGAGGAGUUGCUGUUUACGGCUAUAAAUGGGGGAGUUCAAGGCAGUGAGGGUCAUACAUGGUCUGCUAGGUAUGUCUAUUCUUAUGUGCUUAGGGAGGGCCUGUUUCACCACAUUUGCAUUAUAUAUCAAGUCCAGCCCAUCUAGGACUCUACGCUGCGCAGGAAUGUUGCUAUAGUUACCGCGUGUGUAAUCUGAAUCCA